Molecule: messenger RNA, 3632 nt
Organism: Seriola aureovittata
Lineage: Eukaryota; Metazoa; Chordata; Actinopteri; Carangiformes; Carangidae
Exons: 11
Coding region: 118-2412 (764 amino acids)
Biological process (GO): cellular response to lipopolysaccharide; positive regulation of T cell proliferation; cell surface receptor signaling pathway
Cellular component (GO): external side of plasma membrane
Source: RefSeq, a predicted model, not a curated record
GUAAACGUGUCGCUGCGUCACAGAAAGUCCCUGCAGUUCGGUUGUGUCGGUCCGUCGGUUCCGGGAGAAGCAGAUUGAACGGGACUGCAGUCGGUGCAGUUUCUGGAGGAGAGGAAGAUGUUUGUGGUGUUUGUGCUUCUCCUUCAUGUGUCCCAGCAUGCCUCAGCUCUGGAGAUAUAUGAGGGGGACGACUUUGUCCUGCUGCCCUGUGAGUUUCCCAUGUCUCACCUGGGAGAUCCCUCAGUGGUGUGGAGCCGCUCCGACCUCCGUCCUUCAACCGUCCACCAGCGUCAGCCGGAAGGGGACGAACUCAAAGACCAGAACCAGGACUACAGAGACCGGACGUCCAUGAGGACGGACGCUCUGCAGACCGGAGACCUCGGCCUCACUCUGAGAAGACCCACCAUCAGGGACAGCAGCACCUACACCUGCAUCAUCAGAGAGUUUGAACAAGAACUGAGCCGGGAAGAAGUACAGCUGAUGGUCAAAGAACGUCCAAACUGGCGCUGGAUUCUCCUAGCUGUCCUGGUUCUACUGGUUCUGCUGGUUCUGCUGGUUGUUGCUGUGUUUGGCGUCAGGCUGUUUAAAGAGAUGAAGAACACAGUAGAUCGUCCUCCUCUCUGGCCCUGGGUUCUCUCAACUGUCCUGCUUCUGACGGCUGCUGGUCUCGUGUUUGGUGUCAGUGUGUUUAAAGGGGUGAAGAACACACAAGAUCGUCCUCCUCUCUGGCCCUGGGUUCUCUCAGCUGUCCUGCUUCUGACGGCUGCUGUUCUUGUUCCCGGUGUCACAGUGUAUAAAAGGAUGAAGUACACAGUUCUCUGUGUGGACACUAGGACCUCAGUGACUCAUGUCCCUGUCUCUGUGUCCUCAGUCUCUCAGCAUGGAGACACUGUGGAGGUCUAUGGGGGAGGGUCGGUCCUGCUGCCCUGUGAGGACUCUCCUUUACCUCUGAACCCCACAGUGACGUGGAGCCGCAGCGACCUCAGUCCUUCAACCGUCCACCAGCGAGACGAGCGAGGUGACGACCUCAGAAACCAAAACCAGCGUUACAGCGGCCGAACAUCGAUGAAGACUCUGACGACUGGAGACCUCAGCCUCACUCUGACAAGACUCCGCCCCUCUGACAGCGGCAACUACACCUGCAUCAUCACAGCGUUUGGAAAUGAUCGGAGACUGAGAGACAUACAGCUGCAGGUCAAAGAACCGUUCUCCAGCCUGGUUGAAUUCUGGGUUCUCCUGGUUCUCCUGGUUGUUUCUCUUGGUGGCAUCGUGGGUCUUGGACAAUAUAUGAAGAGAUUCAUCUUCAUCAUCAUCUUCGGAGGUCAAGAGGUGGAGGUGGAGGAGGUGGAGGAAGGGGAGGAGUCUGUCCAGCUGCCCUUCAAGACCACACCUCACCUGUCUGGAGACGUCAGAGUGGAGUGGAUAGACGAAUACGACAGGAAGGUCCAUGUGUAUCAGAACGGUUCUGACAGACCUGAAGAACAGAACCAGGUUUACAGAGACCGAACAGAGAUGAAGGAAGAUCCACUGAGAACUGGAGACCUCAGUCUGACCCUGAAACAUCUCACAAUCACAGACACAGGAUACUACACCUGUAGAGUCUACAGGGACGGAGACUUACUGAGAGGGACAAGAGUGUUUCUCUGGGUCAAAGGUCAAGAGGUGGAGGUGAAGGAGGUGGAGGAGGGGGAGGAGUCUGUCCAGCUGCCCUUCAAGACCACAGCUCACCUGUCUGAAGACGUCAGAGUGGAGUGGAUAGACGAUUACGACAGGAAGGUCCAUGUGUAUCAGAACGGUUCUGACAGACCUGAAGAACAGAACCAGGUUUACAGAGACCGAACAGAGAUGAAGGAAGAUCCACUGAGAACUGGAGACCUCAGUCUGACCCUGAAACACCUCACAGUCACAGACACAGGAGACUACACCUGUAGAGUCUACAAGGACGGAGACUUACUGAGAGGGACGAGAGUGUUUCUCUGGGUCAAAGGUCAAGAGGUGGAGGUGAAGGAGGUGGAGGAGGGGGAGGAGUCUGUCCAGCUGCCCUUCAAGACCACAGCUCACCUGUCUGGAGACGUCAGAGUGGAGUGGAUAGACGAUUACGACAGGAAGGUCCAUGUGUAUCAGAACGGUUCUGACAGACCUGAAGAACAGAACCAGGUUUACAGAGACCGAACAGAGAUGAAGGAAGAUCCACUGAGAACUGGAGACCUCAGUCUGACCCUGAAACACCUCACAGUCAGAGACAGAGGAUACUACACCUGUACAGUCUACAAGGACGGAGACUUACUGAGAGGGACAACAGUGACUCUCAAGGUCAAAGAGAGAACUCAGGUCAAAGACGAAACAGUCGACUUCAGGAACAGAAGCAGCUCCACUGAUCCAACUCCUCUGAUGGCUGAUCGAUCAGUCUGAUUGGUCUGUUGAUUAAUCCGUUUGAUUGGUCUGAUCGAUCAGUCUGAUUGGCCUGUUGAUUGAUCUUUGAUCAUUGAUCCUGACUUUGGACCAGAGAGAAAAUGGAGGUGAAGCAGCUGAUGGACGAUGGAUGAAGACAGUCCUACUGACUGUUACAGUCUGCAGACUCACUAUUGAUCAGUAUUGAUCAGUGUGGUCACAUGUUGAUCAGUAAAUUUGGUUCUAUUAAUCCUGCAGCAAUUCUGCCCUGACGUCUAUUUAGUUGUUAUUUUGAGGCUUUCUAAUCGUAUCACAUGGUCUUCAUCUGCAGCAGAUUCUUCUCAAAUUUCCUUUCAACUUUAUUCUCCAAUCAAUUUGAAAGUUUCCUUCCUUGUGCAGAGUGCUGUCGCUGCUGAAGCUGAAGAGGAAGUUAUUAUUCACUUUAUUUUUCUACACGUGUUGAACUUUGUGCUCAUUCAUAGACAGUUUGACGUCUUUCUGCUCAUUUAAAACUGACUUCUUCAAAAUGUAAACCAGAUAUUCUUCAUGAAAUAUUUCACUUCUUAUAUAGAAUCAUUAGUUUGGGAAAACCAGUGAAGUUUUCAUAUAGGAACGAUGGGGAAUGAAACAGCGGAUCAAUUAGCUGAACGUGGGUUAAAAGCAGAGCAAACAGCUGCCUGCACCAGUCAGUAAAACACAAACUGAAUCGUUUAUUUGACACAAAAUCAAGGAGCAGGAUUCAGAUCCAGCAGGAGGCUGGAGUGGAAAAGAAGUAGAGCUUGAUCAGUAGAUUAAGAUUAGGUCACACCAAACUGGAUUCAUCCUUACAUCUCAUUGGACAACAUCCACCUGGAAACUGUGACAUCUGCAAUCACACAGACUUUUAUAUUUCUGCCCAAAAUGUGGAAAUGAGAGGAAGCUACUAAAGAAGAAGCUGUUAGAGCAGCCACCAACCACCAACCCUGGCUGAGCUCCAGCUCUCACGCUGCAGCAGGAAGCCAGUAGCAGCUGUUCUCAGUCGGGACUCUGCAGCUCCAGCUCUUCCUCUCCUCGCUGCUUCAUGUCAAACCCAUAUUUCCUCUUUGGCCUCGACUGGAAGGUUUAAAUGUUGAAGUGAAACUUCCUUAAACACCAGUAAAGUCUCAUGCUACAUGUGAUAUGAAACUCUGUCUGUCUGAACUCUGACCAGCUUUUAUGACACAAAGAAGAAAAUAAAAAGUGUAAAAACAUAAUGAAUGAAA